AUGUUUGAUAAAAUGACAGUUUAUCGUGGUUUAACCUUACCAACAACUGUUAUUGGACAGUUAAAACAAUCAGUUGGUAAAUAUAUAUCAACAAAUGAAUUUUUAUCAACUUCACUAUAUCACAAUGUAGCCGAAAUGUCAGUACAAAUUUAUAAUACUGAUGAAGAUGAAUUUUUAUUUGAUCAUGGUGCUAUAUUCCAAAUUAGAAAUAUUAGAUAUGAAAAUAAUAAAUAUAUUGUAUCGAUGAAUGGAAUCAAUAACAAUAAUAUUGAAUGUUUGAAAAGUGAUUAUUUUCAAAUAGAACGACAAUAUUUGCAUGGCAAUAUGAUAAAUAAUAUACUAUCUGAUAUUAAUGCAAAUUCAUUUUUCGGUAAAUAUUUAUUAAAAAUUGAUUCAAAUGAAAAAGCUAUAACCUAUUUUGAAGAAUUACUGAAUAAUGUACUUUCAAACAGUAAUAAUAUGAAAAUUAAUGAAUAUGAAAUUUAUCUUGUGAGUGGUAAUCUUGCUGAUGCUUACACAUCAAAUGAACAGUACGAUUUAGCGUUGAAAUAUGCAUUCAAUACAUAUGAUAUUUAUCGAAAUUUUAAAUAUAAUUAUUCAGUGUCAAUUGCUGUCAGUUUAAUGCGAAUAAGUGAUAUAUAUUUGAACCUUGACCAAGUUCAAUUUGCAUUAGAUUACAUAGAAGAAGCAUUCAGAAAUGUAUCAGCAAAUGAAAGCCAUAUACAUUAUUCGAUUGGUCAUAUUUAUUGUAAACUAAUGAAUUAUGAAAUGGCAAUUCAACAUUUAGAAAAAUGCUUAUUGUAUAAACAAAAGAUUUAUAGUGUAAAUGAUCCAUCACGAAUAACCACACCUUUAAAACUUGGUAAAAUAAAAUAA
Didymodactylos carnosus is the source of this 876-nucleotide messenger RNA. The record is from the annotation of a GenBank genome assembly. NCBI's taxonomy places the organism in Eukaryota, Metazoa, Rotifera, Eurotatoria, Philodinida, Philodinidae.